GAAGCAGGGCGAGUAUGCGCGCUCCCGCGGCCCUCGUCAUAGACAACAAAGCCAAACGUCUUCCAUAACACUUCUUUAAGCUAGCAACAUCGCGCUAGUAUGGAUCUAUUGUGGCUGUAGCGGCGCUGGACAUCGAGCCUCGUCGGCUGCUGGGGACGGCAGGACUUUAAAAUCAGCAGAAAUAAGCGCGGACUUUUUGUCUUUUUUUUUUUUUACUCCGGCGUUGCUUUUGUCUCAUCACCGCCGCUUCAAGUGCACCGCAUUCGGCUCGAGUGGCUCCUGCCGUCCGCCGUCAGGAUGCAUCACAUCCCCGUGUUGGCACCGACAAGUAGCCGCUGAAAGGGCCUGAGAGCAUCCCGCACCCCAGCGGCUCGUCACGGAGCCCGGAGUCCGUGUGAGAGGCCACCGUUGUCGGCGACAUGGCGGAGCAAGGCUACUCCUCCUGGGCCUACUCUUUAGUGGACUCCAGCCAGGUGUCCACCUUCCUUAUCUCCAUCCUUCUCAUCGUCUAUGGCAGCUUCAGGUCAUUAAACAUGGACUGUGAGAACCAAGAGAAAGACAAAGAUGGCAACCCCAUAACGACGGGCUCCUUCAACGGCAACAACACAAACAGCAGUGAGUGUUGCCCUCAGACGCUCGAUCUCCAAGACCUUGGUGAUAACGCUAACCUGCUCUCCGGUCCUUGUGCGGCAGGUAUUCAGACCAUAGACUCCACGCAGGCGCUCUUUCUCCCCAUAGGAGCCUCCGUGUCCCUGCUGGUCAUGUUCUUCUUCUUUGACUCGGUGCAGGUGGUCUUCACCAUCUGCACGGCAGUGCUCGCUACCAUCGCGUUCGCUUUCCUCCUCUUGCCAAUGUGCCAGUAUCUGACCAGACCCUGCUCCCCGCAGAACAAGAUUUCGUUCGGCUGCUGCGGUCGCUUCACUCUGGCCGAGCUGCUGUCCUUCUCGCUGUCGGUGCUGUUGGUGCUGAUCUGGGUGCUGACUGGACACUGGCUCCUCAUGGACGCGUUAGCCAUGGGCUUGUGUGUGGCCAUGAUAGCCUUUGUGCGACUACCCAGUCUCAAGGUGUCCUGCCUGCUGCUCUCAGGGCUACUCAUCUACGACGUCUUCUGGGUGUUCUUCUCAGCCUACAUCUUCAACAGCAACGUGAUGGUCAAGGUGGCCACCCAGCCGGCUGAGAAUCCCAUCGACGUCCUGUCCAGGAAGCUGCACCUGGGGCCCGGCAUGGGCCGCGACGUGCCACGCCUCUCCUUACCCGGAAAACUGGUCUUUCCCAGCUCCACAGGAAGUCACUUCUCCAUGCUGGGAAUCGGAGACAUCGUGAUGCCCGGCCUGCUCUUGUGCUUCGUGCUGCGUUACGACAACUACAAGAAGCAAGCCAGCGGCGAGGCAGCAGGGCCCGGGAACGUGCCUGGGCGCAUGCAGCGAGUCUCCUAUUUCCACUGCACUCUCAUCGGAUACUUUGUGGGUCUGCUGACAGCCACCGUGGCUUCCAGGAUCCACCGUGCUGCUCAGCCUGCUCUGCUCUACCUGGUGCCCUUCACCCUGCUGCCUCUGCUCACCAUGGCCUACCUGAAGGGGGAUUUGCGGCGCAUGUGGUCAGAACCUUUCCACACCAAACCCAGCUCCCGCUUCCUGGAGGUAUGAUGAACCCAGCCAAUGAGUGGCCAGCACCUGAGGGCAGGGGGCGGGGUUAGGGGACAGCAGAUCCCUCCCCUCCCCCAACUACCACGCCCAUUGUGGAUUGGGGGGGGGGGGGUGUCGUCACCAUGAGACCAUGUGGUCAUCACUCAUCAUGUUACAACACACAAACACACUUGUGUGUGUUCACUCGGGGUGGUCUCUUCCACUUUAUCUACAUCACUCCAAAUAAUAUGUCUAUGUAUAUAUACAUAAAUAUGU
Entelurus aequoreus (snake pipefish) is the source of this 1901-nucleotide messenger RNA. It is a transcript of the gene sppl3, whose product is annotated as signal peptide peptidase 3. Gene Ontology annotation, biological process: membrane protein proteolysis. NCBI's taxonomy places the organism in Eukaryota, Metazoa, Chordata, Actinopteri, Syngnathiformes, Syngnathidae. The transcript has 10 exons. The record is from RefSeq and is a predicted model, not a curated record. Gene Ontology annotation, molecular function: aspartic endopeptidase activity, intramembrane cleaving. The coding region runs from base 420 to 1646 and encodes 408 amino acids. Gene Ontology annotation, cellular component: cytoplasmic side of endoplasmic reticulum membrane; Golgi-associated vesicle membrane; lumenal side of endoplasmic reticulum membrane.